This is a messenger RNA of Penicillium bovifimosum, 873 nucleotides long. RefSeq lists its product as uncharacterized. The transcript has 2 exons. NCBI's taxonomy places the organism in Eukaryota, Fungi, Ascomycota, Eurotiomycetes, Eurotiales, Aspergillaceae. Bases 1 to 873 code for a protein of 290 amino acids. The record is from RefSeq and is a predicted model, not a curated record.
AUGCCCAGCAUUUCCAUAACCGAAGGAUAUACCUUCACAAAUUGGGGUCCGUUGACAACGACUUUCACGGCACCCGCCAGUUGCGCCACCGCGACGGGAAACUAUCAGAUUGGACUUAACACGACAUUCCCUGUGUUUGACUAUGAAGUCCAGUGCUCUACGGCAGGUUAUGGCGACUGUAUUCCAAGUGGGACAAUAUCCCCUACAACCACUGCAAAUGACGACCCGACGAUUAUUUACAGUCAGGCGUAUCUCUCACCUGGCCUGUACUGCCCUUCUGGAUGGGCUACAAAGGGGAUUGCAGUACGCGAUGCCGACAAGAGUCUUAGCUCAUCGGGUAUCCUAAGUCCUAGCACCACAGCCACGAUGCCUACCUUCGUGCCCCAGUGGCAGAACCCAGCUACGUUGUUGAUGGAUCUUUUGGACCCGAGCGAGACUCUCGUGAUGUGCUGUCCAGACUCGAUGACCGCGGAUCUCGCGUACGGAUGCUACUCUACCGUCUCUGGUUACAAAAUCACGGAGGGACACGUGCGUGUGCUCCCUGCGACGGACAUAGGCAUCUCAACCAAAACCAUCAUUGUUGGGGGGAGUACUUCCACGCAGCUCAACAAUAUUAUCACCGAUGUGCAGCCAAUCAGUGUCACGUCGCGGACUUUCAGUCCGUCGGAAGCCUCUCGGCUCGUCGCAGUUUCGAUAUUGCCUAUGUUAUCACUUGUGCAUCAUCAGUCCGACCUACCAACUGCUACAUCCAGCAAGACUGCAUCACCUACUAGCUCCGCCUCAAGAGUUGCUCCAAAUGCAAAUGCAUGGUUAGGUGGUUUCCUCGCUAUGUACUUGGUGGCUCUCAGUGCGAGUGUUAUUUUCCAGUAUUAG